AUGUCACCCCGACCCUUCGUCAGGAAUUUGACCUUCCAGUCCAACGACCUCGGCAAGGAGGUCACGAUCAUGCUCGCCUGGAGUCCCAACGUCGAAGGCCUCUACGAGGACGUCUUCCCGAUAGUUUGGAAAGUCAGCAAAUUCGGAAAGUCGGGUCCAUACAGGGCUACCGCUACCUACACGGCCCAGCUUGCAUUCGCCAGAGCCCAGGUCGAGAGUGGGAAGGUCAUCAGCGCUGCGACCUCCGUCAAUAUCAAUAACAACGAGAAAACAACCCUGACAGAAGCCAACGAUGUCUAUCAUUUCUCUCCCCCUCAGGCGGGAACCUCUGGCAUCCUGCAGGCCCAGAACCACACUGGGAGUAUUCAAGAAAUAGCAGUCGGCUUCGUAAACAAAGGAGAUUUUAUGCCCACACCCGUACUCUACUUCAGUGAUGUUGGAGAUGGCAGUCGCGUCACGGCAAAGUUCACUCCGGUCCUGCGGGCCUACAUCACGUCUGACUAUGAAGAAACCUCUAUCUUACGAGGUCAGGUCGACACCCCUGCGAUCUGGUCGCAGGACCUCACUGGGCUUGCUCAGAACACAACCUGGAACCUCUCGCGCGACGCGUCCAGUGGACGUUACACGCUCACCCAUGCUUGA
Molecule: messenger RNA, 642 nt
Organism: Suillus fuscotomentosus
Lineage: Eukaryota; Fungi; Basidiomycota; Agaricomycetes; Boletales; Suillaceae
Exons: 9
Coding region: 1-642 (213 amino acids)
Source: RefSeq, a predicted model, not a curated record